Molecule: messenger RNA, 3012 nt
Organism: Strongylocentrotus purpuratus (purple sea urchin)
Lineage: Eukaryota; Metazoa; Echinodermata; Echinoidea; Camarodonta; Strongylocentrotidae
Exons: 2
Coding region: 527-1351 (274 amino acids)
Source: RefSeq, a predicted model, not a curated record
UACAGUGAAUAGCUACGCAACGUACGUGCACAGCACAGAUUAUUUUGUGGAUUGCUGCAUGUUGCCAUCUAAUCGUCCGUGUUGCUCUGUUUCAGGGCCUUUGCUCAUAAUCUCAAGAUCAAAUUCUGUGAUGCAGUUGUGGAUCUGAUCUGACCUCUGAAGUUUGCUCCGGCCUCAAUGACCUUCCACUACCAGUGAAAUGACCCAGUUCAAUGGGAGAUAAGGUGUAACGAGUUAACGUGUACGCGUUGUAGCAUCCAUUCGUAGUUGUUGUCGAUCACUCGAUGUCUGUCUGGUGUGAGCUGUUUUACUUUUAGUCUCUUCUACUUCUAGUUCUACCAAUACAAUGUAAUGCCCAAGUGCUACUUGGUCAAACUGUAACCUGACUUGGUCUUAAAAUUGAUGACUGUAAACUGAUUUUAUUUGGAUGGAUUAAUCUUGAAUCUCAAUCUGAUCUGUGCAGGACAUUUCUAAACAUUGACUUGUUGACUUGUUUUAUUCCACAAAGCUCAAGAAUUCAUUAAAAAUGGAAAAAGCAGAAAAUGCUGAUGUUCAGAACUUGCAGAAUGCUGCAGGAGACAGCGUUGCCAGUCCAAACACAAGACGCCGUCUCCUCAGGUUGAAGGCCCCCAAGCUCCACAUCAAAAUCCCGUUCCUGAAGCGAGGCGCCCAUCUUGACAAUGGGCGGGAAUGCCGCAGUGCCGAUGUCGUCAGUCAGUCCCUUCCGGCGGAGUCGUACAUGCCUAAGAUGUGUGAAGUCGAGUUGUACCAUGAUUGCAGUGAGUGUAGUGAAGCCUCUGAGAACCUUCCAGGAGACCAUCCCGAUUCUUCUACCGACAUCACCAAGCCAAUUCCAGUGGAAGAGGAAGACGAGGCCGACUCUGACAAGCACCAGAGUGACCUCGAUGAAAAUGAAAAAGACAACGAAGAAGAGUCGAAAGAAAAUGGACAAGAUGUCUCCAAGGAAAAUGUGGAAGAGAGUGAGAAGACAUCAACUGAAGAAGUCACGCCAAAAGGCUGUCUGAAACCCUGUUUGAAGGUUCGUUACCAUGGUCGACGAAGGGCCAGUACUUACCCGGGACCUGUAGACUGCCUGGAGGCCAGCUUCAAGAGGUGCGUAACGUUCUCACCAGACACUGUAGAACCCACCACCAGAGAUUGCAAGUACCGGGAGUGGAUGGAGAAGAAGUGCCUACACCCCAAGAGCCCCCAAGUCAACGUCAAGCACGAGAAGAGGAAGUGCCAACUGAACCAGAUGAGAAAGGUGAAUAUCUCUGACUACAUGUCCAAGGGCUAUGGGUCAUCUUUCUUUAAUCCUAUUGGAAGCUAUGGAGGUGACAUGCUCCUGUAAUCUAUGAGGCUGGGUAUGAAAUGAAGCAACCAAUGAACUGCUUUGAUGAUGCAUUCAUCUACUGAUUAGCCAAUCAUCUACCAUGAUGAUGAAUAUGAAAAGGGAAGCCAAUCAAGUACGGGUGCAAUGAAUAUUCAUCUGCUGAUUAAUCAGUCAGCUGUGUGUAUGAUGCAUUCAUCUGCUGAUUAGCCAAUUAACUUUGAUGAUGAAUAUUCAUCAGUUUAAACAAUCAUCUAUUUGGAUGAUGAAUAUUCAACUGCUUAACCAAUCAACUUUUUGAUUAUAUAUGAUAAUUUGCUGAAGUAACCAAUUACAACUGCCAGAAAAAAAUGAAUAUUCAUGUGUACUCUUCCUGUGAUUGGCUCGUCAAUGGAGGUGUGUCAUCCAGGAUUGAUCUGAGCAUACUACAAAGAAAAAUGAUGUCCUGCCCAAUUAAAGUGAUCUGGUAUCUUAGCCUCAGAUUAUAAAUAAGAUCCUGUACCGUUAUUUAGCUCAUGCUGCAAUCAUGAUUAUAAACCUUUAGGUCAGUCAGGAACCCCAUUGAUUCUACAAGCCGAUCGCCUGUCUGAUUAUCAAAAUAUUUAUGAUUGUAAUUAGAAAUGUCAAAGACUGUUUGCCAAAAAGUUUUGAACAAUACUACAGUCUAUUGGGGAAAUGAGUACCGGUAUGGUAAAUCUGGUCCUUUUUGAACCCCUUCAUGAUCAUUUUGAAGCACAAUUUUUUUAGGGCGUCAAUAUUUCACCAUAUCAUAGACAAUGAUUUAACACGUAGGGCCAUGCAUCUCAGAUUUGUAAAACUUGAAACAUUGUUAAACAAUGCCUUUAAGGAACAUUUCCAUUUUAUAUUUUUAUAUCAGCAUUUUAUCUACGUAAUCCACCAAGAAAUAUUAAUUUUGUGAAAGUAACUUUGUUCAAUUCUUGUUUCGCUAGGGAUCAUGCAUAGCAGUUGUGAAUUAAGCUUCAUCAAGUUCACCUUUCCACCCUUACCUAACAAAGCAGCAAAGCUUGUAGACUUGUAGUGCCAUGGACAUUGUAAGUUGUAGGCUAGUUGAUGGAACCAUUGAUGUUCAAUGGUCAGAAUUUUGUGUAGGAUAUUACCUUCUUCCAUGCCAUGGACGGUAUGUGAGGUUUGACCUAAAAUACUAUUUUUUUCUUCCUUUCAAAAGGUAAUUGUGAGGGUUGUUGAUUUAUUGGUAAAGCAAAUUAAUUCUCUUCAAAAGAGAGUUAAAGUUUGCACCAACUCAAUUCAAUAUGUUGUCAAUCAGAUCCACAUGACUGUCCCUUCUAAAAAUGAUGUGUAUUUUGUAUAGAGUUACAUGCAAAAGAAAUGAAUUUCCGAAGUGGACUGAUACAGAAGUACUGUAGCUUCUGACCAAUUUUUAUUAUGUGUUGUGUUGGAUGCCAUUAGGGCCUGGGGUCAAAUGUCAGUAGGAGUUCUCUUGUGUUAAUAAUAAUUCCAUCUUUUUUGUACUUACCUGGACUAAACUAGAAGCCAGGUAAAGACUAUUGGGAUCCUAAAUACAAAGGUUAUUAUUAAAUAUGUAAGAUUAUACAGCUAUUUUGUAGGACAUAUACUUGUAUACUGUACAUGUAAAUGGAUAAUGUCUUUCAUUGAUAAUUUGAUUAAUUGGAUAUUUAACCCAUUUGAAUGAUUCCCUAAAA